GCCUCGUUCUCCAAACGUGCUGGGAUUAUAAGCGUGAGCCACCACACGUGACUGAAUAUUCAGUGUUUAUAAAAUCUACAUACAGUAGUACACAGUUGUGUCCUAGGCCAUCACAUUCCGUCACCACACACUCACUGUGACUCAUCCAGAGCAAUUUCUAGCCCUGCAAGCUCCAUUCAUGGGACACUUGACAUUCAUGGAUGUGGCCAUAGAAUUCUCCCAGGAGGAGUGGAAAUGCCUGGACCCUGCACAGCAGGCUUUGUACAAGGACGUGAUGCUGGAGAACUACAGGAACCUGGUCUCCCUGGGAAUCUGUCUUCCUGACCUAAGUAUUAUCUGCAUGUUGGAGCAAAGGAGAGAGCCCUCGACUCUGCAGGGUGAAGUUAAAAUCGUAAAAAUUCAAGAUGGAAGGGAAUGUGUCAGAAGUGUGAACACAGAGAGCAGCUCUGAAUUGGGAAGCAGCACAGGAAACAAAUGUCUUAAAAAUCAACUUGGAUUGACCUUUCAAUUACAUCUGAGCGAACUGAAGCUAUUUCAAGCUGAAAGGAAUAUUUCGGGAUGUAAACAUGUUGAAAAACCUAUCAAUAACAAUUCGUUAGUUUCACCACUUCAGAAAAUUUAUUCUAGUGCCAAAUCCCACAUUUUGAAUAAAUAUAGAACUGAUUUUGAUAAUUCUCCAUUACUCCCACAAGAAAAAAAAGCACAAAUUAGGGAAGAACCUUGUGAGUGUAAUGAGCACGGCAGAGUCUUUAGAGUGUCUUCAAGACUUGCUGACCAUCAAGGAAUCCAUACUGCAGAUAACCCUUACAGAUGUAAGGAAUGUGGCAAGGUCUUUGGUAGCAGCUCAAACCUUGUACAACAUCAAAGAGUCCAUACUGGAGAGAAGCCUUACAAGUGUCAUGACUGCGACAAGCUCUUCAGUAGAAUUUCACUCCUUGCACGACAUCAGAGAAUCCAUACUGGAGAGAAACCUUACAAAUGUAAUGAAUGUGGCAAAGUCUUCACUCAAAAUUCUCACCUUGCAGAUCAUCACAGAAUCCAUACUGGAGAGAAACCUUACAAAUGUAAUGAGUGUGGCAAGGUCUUCAGUCAAACUGCAAACCUUGCACGACAUCAGAAAAUUCAUAGUGGAGAGAAACCUUACCAAUGUAAUGAAUGUGGCAAAGCAUUUUCAGGGGGUUCAGGCCUUUCUGCUCAUCUCGUAAUUCAUACUGGAGAGAAGCUUUACAAAUGUAAUAAAUGUGGUAAGGUCUUUAGCCGAAAUGCACACCUGACCAGACAUCAAAGAAUCCAUACUGGAGAGAAACCUUACGAAUUUAAAGAAUGUGGCAAGGUCUUCAGGCAUAAGUUUUGUCUAACCACUCGUCUUAGAAUUCACACUGGAGAGCAACCUUACAAAUGUAACGAGUGUGGCAAAGUCUUCAGUUACAAUUCACACCUUGCACAACAUCAGAGAAUACAUACUGGAGAGAAGCCUUACAAAUGCAGUGACUGUGGCAAGGUAUUUAGUCGCCUUUCAUGCCUUACACGACAUCAAAGAGUUCAUACUGGAGAGAAACCUUAUAGAUGUAAUGAAUGUGGCAAGGAAUUCACUCGAAAUUCAAGCCUUGCAAUUCAUCACAGAAUCCAUGCUGGAGAGAAACCUUACAAAUGUAGCGAAUGUGGCAAAGUCUUUAGUCAAAAUUCACACCUUUCACGACAUAAGAAUAUUCAUACUGGAGAGACCUUAAAAUGUAAUGAAUGUGGCAGGGUCUUCAGCCACAAGUUAUACCUAACAAAACAUGAGAGAAGUCAUACUGGAGAGAAACCCUACAGAUGUAAUGAAUGUGGUAAGGACUUCAGUCGAAAUUCACACCUUGCAAAUCAUCACAGAAUUCAUACUGGAGAGAAGCGUUACAGAUGAAAUGUGUAUGGUAGCUGGGCGCGGUGGCUCAAGCCUGUAAUCCCAGCACUUUGGGAG
Molecule: messenger RNA, 1960 nt
Organism: Saimiri boliviensis boliviensis (Bolivian squirrel monkey)
Lineage: Eukaryota; Metazoa; Chordata; Mammalia; Primates; Cebidae
Source: RefSeq, a predicted model, not a curated record